Messenger RNA from Dendrobium catenatum, 2281 nucleotides. Its product is annotated as pentatricopeptide repeat-containing protein At3g05340. The coding region runs from base 257 to 2107 and encodes 616 amino acids. The transcript has a single exon. Gene Ontology annotation, molecular function: RNA binding; protein binding. NCBI's taxonomy places the organism in Eukaryota, Viridiplantae, Streptophyta, Magnoliopsida, Asparagales, Orchidaceae. The record is from RefSeq and is a predicted model, not a curated record. Gene Ontology annotation, biological process: RNA modification.
GUUUUAUUGUUAUUUGCUCUCUUAAGAUAUUUGCAUCUUCUUCUUCAAUGAUUUUCACUACAUCAUAAAUAAAUAAAUAAAAAAUUAGUGUUAUGCAUAAAAAUACCCUCCUGAGUUCCGGCUUCUAAUCCAAUUAAAUUUGCUGAACCUGUGGACGGAUCACCAAUUCACCAUACUAGCAUGGACAGGGCCGACAUCAAAUGAACCAAGACACAGUAUUCACAGAAAGCCUCUCCCGAUUAUAUGGCAACGAGCAAUGAGAGAUGUCACUCUCCAUCUCUCAAACUAUGCUGAACUCAGUUCCCUUCUCUCCAUUUGUGGCAGAGAAAAACACUAUCGUUUCGGUUCUUCUAUACACGCCGCCAUCAUCAAGAACAACAAUCGCUUCAGCGUCAAUAACCUCACCGAUCCGCGAAAUGUUCUCGUCGUAUGGAAUUCCCUCAUUGCGAUGUACUCGAAGUGUGACCAACUUCAGGAUGCCGCUAAGGUGUUCGACGAAAUGCCUCUUAAGGAUACUGUCUCCUGGAAUUCGAUGAUUUCAGGCUGCUUUUUGAAGGAGCAGUUCUCAAGGGGAUUCCAAUACUUCAAAAGGAUGCUCAUCUUGAAGAAAUGUAGGUAUGAUCAGGCGACGCUGACAACUGUUGUAUCCAUUUGUACUAACCCUGAGCUUUCGUAUGCUUGUUCUAUGAUGCAUUCAUUGAUUAUUUCAAGUGGUUUUGAGAGUGUAGUUCAGGUUGGAAAUGCCCUCAUUACUGGUUAUUUCCGAUGCGGCUGUCCCCUCUCAUCAAGGAAGGUUUUUGAUGCCAUGGUUGAGAGGAAUGUGAUAACAUGGACGGCAAUGGUCUCCGGGCUUGCUCAGGGCCAGUUAUUCAAUGAAAGUCUUCUUUUGUUUCGAGAAAUUCUGAGAGCUGAAGAAGCCAACUCGACGACAUAUGCAAGUUCUCUCCUUGCUUGUUCUGGAUUGCGAACUCUCAGUGAAGGACGGCAGAUUCAUGGGCGUAUUGAGAAGUCUGGCUUACCGUCGGAUUUGCACGUCGAGAGCGCUCUAAUGGACAUGUACUCCAAGUGCGGCAUGAUUGAAGAUGCACUCCAGGUAUUUCAUUCUUGUGUCGAGCCUGAUGAGGUUUUCUUGACUGUUCUGCUUGUUAGUUUUGCACAGAAUGGGAUGGAAGAUAGAGCUUUUGAAAUGUUUGCCGAAUUGCUAGGAAAAGGUAUCGCGAUUGAUGAAAAUAUGGUGUCGGCUGUUCUCGGGGCCUUCGGGUGUGCUUCUAGGCCAUUUGCGCUAGCUCUAGGGAAGCAAAUCCAUUCCUUAACUGUCAAAAAAUGUUUCCUCUCCAAUAUUUACGUGUGCAAUGGGCUCAUCAACAUGUAUUCCAAGUGCGGUGAACUGAAAGACUCCAUCAAACUAUUCAAUCUAAUGCAGUACAGGAAUUCUGUGUCCUGGAAUUCAAUGAUAGCAGCAUUUGGCCGCCAUGGUUAUGGAUCAGAAGCACUUCAAUUUUAUCAGGAAAUGUUGUCAAACGGUACUGCGCCUACUGAUAUCACUUAUCUUUCACUGCUCCAUGCUUGUAGCCAUGCAGGAUCUGUUGAGAAGGGAAUUGAGCUUCUGCGUUCAAUGAUAUCAAGCCAUCGGAUCACUCCACGAGUAGAGCAUUUUGCUUGUAUAGUGGACAUGUUGGGUCGCGCAGGGCGAUUAAAUGAAGCAAUGAGUUUAACAGAGGAGUUAAAUGUAGAGUCCAAGGCUCUUCUCUGGCAGGCUCUGCUUGGAGCUUGUGGAAUUCAUGGCGAUCCAGAAAUGGGAAGAUAUGCAGCGGAGCAAUUGGUGAUGAUGGAACCAGAUUGCACUUCAGCGUAUGUGGUGUUGUCUAAUAUAUAUUCAGCAGAAGGAAGAUGGGAAGACAGAGCAAGGAUUAUCAAGAAGAUGAAGGAGAAGGGAGCCAAGAAGGAGACCGGUGUGAGUUGGAUUGAAUUGGGGAAGAAAUUCCAUAGCUUUGUGGUUGAGGAUGAUCUACACCCCCACGCAGAGAGUAUCUAUGAGGUACUAGAUGAGUUGAUUGCACUCACUAGAGAUGAAGAAAAUAUGCCAGUUGAAACGUUAAUGUUAUGAGGGAAAAUUUCUCUCACGCAUGUUUCUCAUGGCCUAAAUGGAAUAAUUAACUUCUCCAUGCAUGGCUUUAUUAUCUAUUUAAGGAGAUUGUAAAAAUAAAUUGUAAUUUUGAACUCACUGGCAACUCUGAAAAAAGAAUCACAACAAGGUGCUUGCUUAGAUCAGUUUAUUGCA